Mycosarcoma maydis (corn smut) is the source of this 1479-nucleotide messenger RNA. RefSeq names its product putative phosphoglycerate dehydrogenase. The coding region runs from base 1 to 1479 and encodes 492 amino acids. Gene Ontology annotation, molecular function: oxidoreductase activity, acting on the CH-OH group of donors, NAD or NADP as acceptor; NAD binding. Lineage: Eukaryota; Fungi; Basidiomycota; Ustilaginomycetes; Ustilaginales. The record is from RefSeq and is a predicted model, not a curated record. The transcript has a single exon.
AUGUCAGAGACACACGGACAAGCUUUUCACCGAGCUGGCUUCUCGCCGCCCGCCCACGCUGGCUCCUUCUCCGCCAUGAUGGCAGCGCAGGCGGGUGCUCAACGUCUGUCUAAUGGCACCUCGAUUCACUCUUCCACUUCGCCUCCCGCUUCCUUCUCGCCAACUGGCGCUCGAGUCCGCGCUGCCUCACAGUCGGUACCGCUUUCCGCUCCGCGUCUCUUGACGCCGUUCGACACGGGUGACAUCCGCAUCCUCUUGCUCGAGAACGUCUCGCAGGGUGCAGUCAAGAUGCUAAAGGAGCAGGGCUACCAGGUCGACUUCCACACCAAGGCUUGGAGCGAGGAGGAGCUCAUCCAGAACAUCGGGCAGUACCACGCCAUCGGCAUCCGCAGCAAAACCAAGCUCACCGCCAAAGUGUUCCGCGCUGCGCACAAGCUGCUCGUUGUGGGCUGCUUCUGCAUUGGUACCAAUCAGGUCGACCUCGAGGCGGCGGCCAAGGCUGGUGUUGCUGUCUUCAACUCUCCCUUUGCUAAUUCGCGAUCCGUAGCCGAGCUCGUGAUCGGUGAGAUGAUCAGCCUUUCGCGACAGCUGGGCGAUCGUGUUAAUGAGAUGCGAUCUGGAACCUGGAACAAGGUGUCCAAGGGCUGCUACGAGGUUCGAGGCAAAAUCCUUGGUAUUGUCGGCUACGGCCACAUUGGAUCACAGCUCUCUGUUCUCGCCGAGGCCAUGGGCAUGCACGUCAUCUACUACGACGUUGUGCCGCUCAUGCCUCUCGGAUCUGCCAGGCAAGUAUCCACUCUCAACGAGCUGCUCAGCACCGCCGACUUUGUCUCGUUGCACGUACCCGAGCUGCCCGAGACCAAGAACAUGAUCCGCAAAGAGCAGAUCGAGGCGAUGAAGAAGGGUGCCUACCUCAUCAACAACGCAAGAGGUAGCGUUGUCGACAUUCCUGCUCUCGUUGAGGGUCUCCGAUCCGGCCACUUGGCUGGUGCCGCCGUCGAUGUGUUCCCUAAGGAGCCCGCUGCCUCGGGGCCCGGUACCUUCUCAAACGAGCUCAAUAGCUGGGCUUCGGAGCUUUGCCAGAUGCCCAAUGUAAUGCUGACUCCACACAUCGGAGGCAGUACCGAGGAGGCGCAACGAAUGAUCGGUAUCGAGGUCUCAGACGCCUUGAUCCGCUACAUCAACUACGGUGGUUCGGUGGGUGCCGUCAACUUCCCCGAGGUCGACCUCCGUGCAAUCACCGAAGCGGAUUCGCGUGUGAUUCGUAUUUGCUACGUCCAUCAGAACCAGCCCGGUUCUCUGCGCGCGGUCAACGAGAUCCUUGGAUCAUUCAACGUCGACAAGCAACACUCGGAUUCCUACAAAGCAACUGCAUACCUUUUGGCCGACAUCAGUGGUGUGUCCGAAAACGACAUCCGCGAGAUUUACGAUCGUAUCUCCAAGACCGAUGCCAACAUUCUGACCCGUCUACUGUCGUGA